GCAUGCGCGUAGUUGCAGACGCUCUUCCGUUGCCGGCAGUUUCUGCUUCCGUUGGUUGGGAGGGGAGCGUUGCGCGCUGCCGGCUUCAGCAUGUCAGACCUCAUCCUCAACGUCACCUUUGGGGUCGUCGAGCCCGCCCGUCGCGUCCCGGCCGGGAACCGUAAGCAUAGGAACUUCUUAAGGCGACGGUAUUUGGAACGGAAACGUGCGCUCGGGCAGAAAGAGCGCCAGGCGGCCCCGCAGCCCGGAGGAGGCCGCCCAAAGAAGCGCAGCAGGAAGAGGAAGCUGAAGGUGGACGGCGGGGAGCGGGAGGAGCACGAAGGGAAAGAUCCCCCCGGGUCCUCCGGCCGCAGGGAGCCUUCAGCUCGCAGCAUCACGCAAGAAACGGGCGCCAAAGGGACGCGGGGAGCAAAAAAAGGGACGCAGGGCCCCGUGCGAGCCUCCGGGCUGCCCCCAGUGCCCAGCAAGUUCGUGGCUAUCGACUGUGAGAUGGUGGGCACCGGGUUUCGUGGGCAAACCAGCGCUUUGGCCCGCUGUAGCAUUGUGAACUAUGAGGGCGAUGUGCUGUACGACAGCUACGUGCGGCCCACAGAGCCCAUCGUGGACUAUCGCAGCCGCUGGAGCGGCAUCUGCAAGAAGCACAUGCUCAACGCUGUCCCCUUCUCGGAGGCUCAGAAGGAGAUCCUGAAGAUCCUCUCCGGAAAGGUGGUGGUCGGCCACGCCAUACACAACGACUUCAUGGCUCUCAAGUAUUUCCACCCCAAAGCACUCAUCCGCGACACAUCCAAAAUCCCCUUGUUGAACCAGAAGGGUGGGUUCCCCGAGAAGAAGGCCGUCUCCCUGAAGGACUUCGCUAAGAAACUGCUGCACAAAGAUAUCCAGGUUGGCAAAAGCGGACAUUGUUCAGUGGAGGACGCCAGGACAACCAUGGAGCUGUACAAGAUCGUGGAGGCAGAGUGGGAGCAGCACUUGAUACUGAACUCUGAGCAGAAGUGACUGCCCUCAUAGUCCAGCCCAGACCUCAUGGGUCACAGAGCCUUGAGCCAGUGGGAGGAAGAAUAGGAUGAGCAGAGGCAGCAAGUGCUGUGGUGCACUCUAGCUCACUGGUAGUGGAGAUAGUAGCAUUAUCAAGUUAUGACUGUUCUUUCUCCCUACUCUGAGCAUUGCAUUGCCUUUGUUAUACCGUGCUGUGUACCCCACCAGAGAUGUGGGGAGAGCAAGGGCCACCUGUGCCUUCUGGGGGUCUAUCCAGUCCCAGAGCAGUUCUGGCCUGUCAGAGCCCUGUGGGACCUCAGUGAUGUUGGGGUACCCAAGCCUGGCUGUACCAGGAAGAGCAUUCCUAGAAGGGCAGCUGAGGGACCCUUAUGGAUGGGUUCUGCCCAGCUAUGGGCAGAGAGGGGACAGAAACUGCUCUGGGUACAGCACUGGAGCCAUACCAGCUAGGCUCAUCCUGAGCACAGAAUCCAGACCCAAGGAGCAAUCCUUCAGGCCCUCAGGCCAGUUGCCUCCCAUAUUUCACAACUACCUCUGACAAGGACCAGCAGAGGCCACGACUGCCACAGGGUUCCGGGACACAAAGCAGGCUGAGGCAAGUCCUGCCAGCUGGGAAGUCCCUGCACACCUGGAAGCUGCUCCCCCAAGGGAUUUGAGUGCUGUCUUCCUCUUUACAUAAGUGCUGCUGCGGGGGCUGGGGUGGGACCACUGUCCCCAUCUGUUUGUCUCUGCUACCGGGGACGCUGUGUCCUUUACAGACACCUCUGAACACCGACGUGUAUUUGCUGAACUCUUGAACACAUCCCGAGUUCUCGGUCUGCUCUGGUCAGCCCACCGUGGAGCAGCUUUGAAGUGAAAUGUUAAUGUUCAAAAUGCCCAUUAAAAAAGAAAUUAUUAACAAGCACUUCCUUUUGGCUGCAGAGCCCUGGGGAAGAUGCUUAACCCCGAAUGCACAGGAAGCGGUGCAGCUUGCACCCGUGGGGCAUACGAUGACCAUGUCUGUCCCCCUGUGUUCCAAAUUGCCAAGCAUGGCUGUGUAUGCAGCAACAGGGGAAGCAGGAGGGACUUCCCACAUCUCCAGCUUGCAGGCUCUGCGUGAAAUCUUGAUGUUGUUUGAAAUCAAAGCAGUUCAGGAGAAGGCUGGGGAAGGGCUUGCAAAGGAGCAGGCGCCAGACUCGACACGGUAAGUCCCAAAAUGGAUUGAGUGGGACUGCAGGCAUGGGCUGCUCCCUCAGCUCUAAAUAUUGUUUUUUGUGACCCCAUUUUGUGACCAGAGCUGCACAGACAAGAGAGGUGCCCAUGCCUGGUGCAGAGCAGCAGAUCUCCUUCCCCCUGGGCUCCAAGCAGGCCCUUGAUGCCUGGGGUGACUGCUGUGAGCUGUCACCCACCACCUGCCAGCAGCUGCUUUGUGUUGACCUUUCCUACGCCUCUUCUUCACGCCCAGGUAUGAGCCAUGGCUCUGCAAAGUUCCAGCAGUGUUGGGACCAGUGUGCAGAGCCCAAGGUUCCUCCCUUUAUUUUGGGCUGUGUGGACAGAGCUGUCCCCAACUGGGAGACCCCUUACCUGCACCUGAGCCCUGCUGUGGAGAGAGAGAGACUGGGAGUGGAAGAGCAGAAGGGCUUGGGGAGCAAAAUGGGGGUCCUGACCCCAGCGCUGCUGGGCUUAAGGUAGGUUGUGCUCUCUCUUAACAGCAGGAUGAAAACAACACACUGGCACUGUCCCUAGCUGGUGGAUGUGCCGUGCCCAGGGCAGAGCGGACUGGAAACCAGCUAGAUCUUACUUACCCUUGAGCCCCCACUGCUGCUUUUCCCUUGGCCAUGGGUUCUGCCCACCCAGAGUCCUGCUGGGGUGGCAGCAGGAGAGAGCCUUAGCUCUCACUCCCUUCCCUGCAUGAGGAGUGGGGCAGCCAAAACUAACAUGCCCAGCCCAGGCUGCUAUCCCUGUGCACCUCCUCCAUCACUACAGCUCCAGCUGGUGGGUGAUGCCGGUACUGAGCAGACCCUGGGAGUGCAGCCAGCCUGGCCGGUGCAUCCCCAUGCGUAGCUGAAUGAGACAGGCCUGAAUGCACGUCACAUUUUCCAGUGUUUUGGGGUGUUUAUGCUGUUAUACUCAGCUCUCAGCAUGUCCCAGGCAGGGAUAAGGGGUGGGAGCGACAAU
Lagopus muta (rock ptarmigan) is the source of this 3150-nucleotide messenger RNA. RefSeq names its product interferon stimulated exonuclease gene 20 like 2 (gene ISG20L2). Lineage: Eukaryota; Metazoa; Chordata; Aves; Galliformes; Phasianidae. The record is from RefSeq and is a predicted model, not a curated record. Gene Ontology annotation, cellular component: nucleus. Gene Ontology annotation, molecular function: nucleic acid binding; 3'-5'-RNA exonuclease activity. Bases 91 to 996 code for a protein of 301 amino acids. The transcript is spliced from 3 exons.